This is a messenger RNA of Mesorhabditis spiculigera, 2490 nucleotides long. Lineage: Eukaryota; Metazoa; Nematoda; Chromadorea; Rhabditida; Rhabditidae. The record is from the annotation of a GenBank genome assembly.
AUGGGCAGGAUUCUUUUUUUAGCUUUUAAUUUGAUUGCGGUCCUGUAUGCGUACGGGGAUGAUAUCUGCUCAAAUGCUGUGGAUGCCAGUGAAAGCUGCCCUCUAUUUAUCGCUAACGGCUUCUGCAACUCGACCCUAUACACGGAGGACCAGAAGAAACAGUUUUGUCUAAAAAGUUGUUUCUGCCAAGAUCCGUCACCCGUUACGUGUGAGGAUCUUGAUAAGAGUUGCGAGUUCUACGCGUCGGGUGGCUACUGUGAAUCCAAUGUCUUAUCGGAUGAUGUCAAAGCACACUACUGCUUGAAGACGUGCUUCAAUUGCACGGCUCCAGGAGGAGUCACCACAACUACCGGAACAACGACCGACGCUCCAUGGAAUCCGGUGACGACAACUGGGACUGGACGGCCCUCUGUGAAUCCAUCAAACACUCCUAUCCCUUACACGGUACCUUGGGAUUUCGCAACCACAACGACAAAUCCUGAUGAUAACACCGAGACGCCGUGUGGGUCAACUAGCGCUACCAACGAGCCCUUCACUGGAACCUACGGGCCCUGGGAUCCAAGCAGCACUGAGAAGCCUUUUACAGCGACGUACGGGCCCUGGGAUCCAAGCAGCACUGAGAAGCCUUUUACAGCGACGUACGGGCCCUGGGAUCCAAGCAGCACUGAGAAGCCCUUCACUGCAACGUACGGGCCCUGGGAUCCAAGCAGCACUGAGAAGCCCUUCACUGCGACGUACGGGCCCUGGGAUCCAAGCAGCACUGAGAAGCCUUUUACAGCGACGUACGGGCCCUGGGAUCCAAGCAGCACUGAGAAGCCUUUUACAGCGACGUACGGGCCCUGGGAUCCAAGCAGCACUGAGAAUCCCGUCACUGGAACAUACGGACCCUGGGAUCCAAGCAGCACUGAGAAGCCCUUCAAAUCCGUCACUGGAACAUACGGACCCUGGGAUCCAAGAGCACUGAGAACCCUCACUGGUACAUACGGACCCUGGGAUCCAAGCAGCACUGAGAAGCCCUUUACGCGACGUACGGGCCCUGGGAUCCAGAGAACCGUCACUGGCAUACGGACCCUGGGACCAAGAGCACUGAGAACCCGUCACUGGUACAUACGGACCCUGGGAUCCACAGCACUGAGACCCGUCACUGGAACCUACGGACCCUGGGAUCCAAGAGCACUGAGAACCCGUCACUGGAACAUACGGACCCUGGGAUCCAGAGCACUGAGAACCCGUCACUGGAACUACGGACCCUGGGAUCCAAGCAGCACUGAGAAGCCCUUCACUGCAACGUACGGGCCCUGGGAUCCAAGCAGCACUGAGAAUCCCGUCACUGGAACCUACGGACCCUGGGAUCCAAGCAGCACUGGACCCGUCACUGGAACAUACGGACCCUGGGAUCCAAGCAGCACUGAGAAUCCCGUCACUGGAACAUACGGACCCUGGGAUCCAAGCAGCACUGAGAAGCCCUUCACUGCAACGUACGGGCCCUGGGAUCCAAGCAGCACUGAGAAGCCCUUCACAGCGACGUACGGGCCCUGGGAUCCAAGCAGUACUGAGAAGCCUUUUACAGCGACGUACGGGCCCUGGGAUCCAAGCAGCACUGAGAAGCCUUUUACAGCGACGUACGGGCCCUGGGAUCCAAGCAGCACUGAGAAGCCUUUUACAGCGACGUACGGGCCCUGGGAUCCAAGCAGCACUGAGAAGCCCUUCACUGGAACAUACGGACCCUGGGAUCCAAGCAGCACUGAGAAUCCCGUCACUGGAACAUACGGACCCUGGGAUCCAAGCAGCACGGCCCAGCCGUUCACCGGUACAUACGGACCUUGGAACCCGAGCAGCAGUGAAAGGCCAUUCACGGCAACUUAUGGACCCUGGGAUCCUAGUUCUACAGGAAAUCCGUUUACUGGAACUUAUGGACCUUGGGACCCGAGUAGCACCCAGAGGCCUUUCACCGGAACCUACGGCCCAUGGGAUCCCAGCAGCACCUGGAACCCCUUCACUGGAACCUAUGGACCCUGGGAUCCUAGCUCUACCGGAAAUCCCUUCACUGGAACGUACGGACCUUGGGAUCGUAGCAGCACCGCGCAGCCCUUCACUGAAACGUAUGGGCCCUGGAACCCGAGCAGUACGGAGAAGCCGAUCACCGGAACCUACGGGCCUUGGAACCCAAGCAGCACCCAAAGGCCGUUCACUGGAACCUAUGGCCCUUGGGGGCCAAGCAGUACGGCCAAACCCUUCACUGGGACGUACGGGCCUUGGAAUCCUAGCAGCACUGCGAGGCCAUUUACUGGAACUUUUGGGCCGAGCAGCCAAACGUGGGACCAACCGACUACCACAAGAUUCCCGGAUCCAGAACCUAAAUCGACUUGGGAAUGGGAUGAACUGACGACAACCACUUACCCUUGGCCGAAGACUACACAGAGGCAGAGAACAGAAUCUCCUUGCACGGUGCCACCGACAACUGCACAGGAACGAACCACGACGACCGCA